This is a messenger RNA of Cantharellus anzutake, 561 nucleotides long. RefSeq lists its product as uncharacterized. The coding region runs from base 1 to 561 and encodes 186 amino acids. The record is from RefSeq and is a predicted model, not a curated record. The transcript is spliced from 4 exons. Lineage: Eukaryota; Fungi; Basidiomycota; Agaricomycetes; Cantharellales; Hydnaceae.
AUGGAUGUCAGUCAGCACCUGAAGCUGCAGGCUAGUGUGGAGCCAUUGGCUCUAGAGUUACAACCAUUGAGGGAUGAGAUGAACUCCAUCAAAGAUGAAGUAAUGGAGUUGAAGCGAAAGUUUGACGAGAAACCAGAUGAGAGUCACUGCGAUGGGAGUGUGGCAAAGAAAACCAAGCAAGGUGGGGAUGCCGCAAUUUGGCUGGAAAAGCUCCAGGAGUUGAUGCGGCAGACUUUUCACCACAUACUGGGGAUCACGUCAAAGACUCCUGGAAUGACAAUAGAAGGGGAACAGAUCCCUGACCCCCUGAAGCCAGGGGAAUCCCUGCUGAAGAGAGCCGAUGGGACUCCUCUCUUCUGGCCAGAUUGGCGAAAAUAUGCAAAUCACAAACUGAACGAGCCUGCGAUCAAUGAGGCUCUCAGGCUCUGUUUGGACAGCCCAAAAUUUAAACACCAUAUAGAAGAGAAGACCCUUGAUGAUCAAACAAUCCGCAAGGGACUCAUCCAGUACUUCAAGCACCUGCGACAUGUCUGGACAAUGCUGCAAAAGGCUGAUGGUUGA